Messenger RNA from Arabidopsis arenosa, 1136 nucleotides. NCBI's taxonomy places the organism in Eukaryota, Viridiplantae, Streptophyta, Magnoliopsida, Brassicales, Brassicaceae. The record is from the annotation of a GenBank genome assembly.
UACGCUUGAUGAAAUAAAGACCUAGCAUUUUCUUCAAAGAGAAUCGCCUCCCUCUUGUUCUUGUCGAGCCGCCGCCUCCAAAAGCAAGAGUUUCUGUUGUUUUAUCACGGAGAUUCACCUCAGCCGUGUGGAACUUCUCAACAAUGGGAAACGAAGCUGCAAAUGAUCAAUCAAUGAUGGAGAUUUUGAGGAAGAUCCAAGCUGACUUCACAGUCUUUGGUCAACGACUUGAACGUGUUGAACAACGAAAUCAGCCAAUGCCGGUGUUAAACAACGGUCUGGGAUUGGGUCAAGUUCCUCCGGAACGUGGCGAGGCUGCCAAUGCCAAUGCUCGGAAUGACCAACAGGAAUCUGCCUCUAGCAGUGACGAUCCAGACAACAUGGUACAGAAUCGAAGAGGACGGAAUCGAGGCAAUAGACGGAGGCAAAACAGGGGACAUUACUCCGAUGAUGACAGCGAUCCGGGUCGUAUUGACAAUAACCGGAGAGAUAGAGGUGGAGAGAACCAGCGGAGAAGGAAUCCAAGACAAGCUAAUGCCGAUGGCGACGAACCACCAGCCCGAAACACAAACCAUGAGCUGAAGCUUAAGCCACCACUCUAUGCAGGAAAAGUUGAUCCAGAAGCUUAUAUUGAUUGGGAAAAGAGAAUGGAUCACAUCUUUGAAGUUUACACUUAUACUGCCAGCGACUUCGAAUAUCCAGAGCUCGACACCAAGAAUGACUUCCCGAACAAGAUAGAAGAAGGACAAGACAAGCUACUCGUAUUGGUUGAGGAAGCUGAAGCAAGAGACCAUCAAGACCAUUUGUUCUCGUCAUUCCAUGGACCAUGGCCUAUGAUCAUAGCUCAAGCCGGUUGUACCGUCACCACUAUCACGAGCUCUUAAGCCAAGUAAGUGUUUCAAUCCAUUUAUUUUAUUUCUAACAGUUUGUUCAUGCGUGUUUCUUCUUAUUUCUGGUUUAGGAGAACUUUCUUUUAUUUACAAACAAUUAUUGUAUUUUGGUUAUUUUCUUCGUUUCCUUUUUUGUAUUUCUUUUGUGAUUUGUAAGAGGCUGAUGUGGCCGUGGAGAGCUUAUAAAAGCACCACAAAAACCCUAUGUAUUUUUUACGCUUGAUGAAAUAAAGACCUAGCAUUUUC